AUGCAAUAUAAAAAGGAUAGAAUUUAUUUUCAUCACUCAUUCAAUCAAUAUUCAAUCAAUCAGGUUGUACAGGCACAGUUUUGGGAUAUGCCAACAGGUCGAUGCUGGGGUAACUUCGAACAAUAUCGUCAAUGUGCUUCAACAUGUCCAGAUACAUGUAAUGAUAUUCGAUGGCCAAAUCCUUACAAAAUAUGCAAUUUAAUGUGCAGAAUGGGAUGCGAAUGUAUCCAACCUUUCGUGCGUCUAAAUGAAAAUCCGAUGAGUCCAUGUGUUCAUCCACGUCGAUGCCGAUUUAUGUGA
Molecule: messenger RNA, 300 nt
Organism: Rotaria socialis
Lineage: Eukaryota; Metazoa; Rotifera; Eurotatoria; Philodinida; Philodinidae
Source: the annotation of a GenBank genome assembly